CAUACUCGCACGGCAGGAUUUAUUUUAGGAAUUCGUUGAAUAUGUGGCCAAUUGCAUUCCUCCUACUCUUGCUAUGUUCCAAUGCCGAUGCUCGCCCUAUAGGAAGUGUUCGUAAUCGAAUAAAUAUCCGUACCCGAAGUCCUGAUGGUCGUACUCAAAGUCCUGAUAUGGUAAAUCGUCCUAGUAUUUUUGAAUAUCCUGAUCCGGUAUACAGUCCUACUGUUUUCAAAUAUGAUCGAAAAUCAACUCAAGAGGAGCAGGGUUUCUUGAAGUGCAUAAAACGAUGCUGGGAAGGACGCGAAGAAAUAACGAACAUGUGCAAUUGUAUAGCAAAACGUUGCAUUGGAAAGCGGAACGAAAAACACACACACCAAGCUUGAUUGAGCGCACCAAGUUUGUAGA
Messenger RNA from Cylicocyclus nassatus, 402 nucleotides. NCBI's taxonomy places the organism in Eukaryota, Metazoa, Nematoda, Chromadorea, Rhabditida, Strongylidae. The record is from the annotation of a GenBank genome assembly.